Molecule: messenger RNA, 844 nt
Organism: Schistosoma spindalis
Lineage: Eukaryota; Metazoa; Platyhelminthes; Trematoda; Strigeidida; Schistosomatidae
Source: the annotation of a GenBank genome assembly
CAGCAAAACUAAUGAGAUCAGGGUCAGUGCUGAUGACUGACAGAAAUACUUAUUCUACGGAUUUAUUUGCCACUACACUAAAGGAAAAUCCAUUGAUGGGUCAGUAAACAACAUACGAAUAAUAAACCGCUAAGAGGCAUACAUCUGCUUUUGAAAUAUCGAAGGACCAUGUUGUCAGGUCGUAUUCAAAAUCUCCUGUUGUACGAUGAAAAAUGACAUCAUCCGCCAAAAAACAGAAGGCUAAACUAACGGAGGAGACGAUAACUGAAUACAAAGCACAAUUCGAUGCAUUAGAUCAUGACAAAACAGGGAAAGUCUCCGUCCCAGAUGUAACUGUAUUGAUAAGAAGAGUAGGUCUGAUGCCAUCAAACCUAGAAAUUGAGGAGUUGAUAGCUGACGUGGACAAAGAGAAAACAGCACUUAUUGAAGGUAUAACGUUCGAUCAAUUUUGUGAAAUAGCAUCACGAAAGUACAAUGAAAUAUACACGGAAUCAGAUAUCAUUGAAGCUUUCCGUACAUUUGAUGUGGAAAAUAAUGGUUUCCUUUCAGCUUCUGAACUUCGUCGUGCACUGUGUACGGUGGGUGAGAAUCUGACUGAGGUGGAAAUGGAUGCAAUGUUAGAAAAGGCUAAGGUUGAUAGUGAUGGUAACGUGCACUAUGAAGAAUUCGUUCGUUCUGUAACAUCAGACCUUUGAUAAAAGUUAAGAAAGUAUCCAAAGCGAAUACAAUACGUGAAGAAUAAGAUAGUUUCGAAGACGUAGUGAUUAUUUUCAUUGCAUAUCUAAUAUAUAUCUAAUUGUCUUAAAUAGAUGUAUUAACCAAAGCUUGAAAAUUUACUUCUUAG